Messenger RNA from Penicillium concentricum, 810 nucleotides. RefSeq lists its product as uncharacterized. Gene Ontology annotation, molecular function: RNA polymerase II cis-regulatory region sequence-specific DNA binding; zinc ion binding; DNA-binding transcription factor activity, RNA polymerase II-specific. NCBI's taxonomy places the organism in Eukaryota, Fungi, Ascomycota, Eurotiomycetes, Eurotiales, Aspergillaceae. The coding region runs from base 1 to 810 and encodes 269 amino acids. Gene Ontology annotation, biological process: positive regulation of transcription from RNA polymerase II promoter by galactose. Gene Ontology annotation, cellular component: nucleus. The record is from RefSeq and is a predicted model, not a curated record. The transcript is spliced from 3 exons.
AUGGACCACUUAGCAUCUGAGGCCUCCCCUAAAACAAAACGUCGAAAGAUUGCUGUUGCCUGUGAUGACUGUCGAGCAAGAAAAGUUCGCUGUGAUGGGAUACAACCGGAGAGUCGGAUCCAACAACUUGAAAGCCCACAAUACUCCGAGAAGGGUCAUGGAUCAGAACGUACACCGCAGGCAAAUCUGCUAUCGCCGACACCUGGUAAUAUCCAGCCUGAAACGCCUGAAAACUAUACACGGAACACCCAUAGUCAGGGUGAUAUCACCACACCUACAGGCCAGCGAGACGGGGUGAACGCGAUGAUGGGUGCUGUAGAGGAAGAACGUCCUAGUCAAGGUUUCUUCGGAAGCUCUAGCGCAGCAGGGUUCAUGCGCCAAAUCAGAACCGCGGUCGACAGGAGAGUGGCAUCACCUCACCGAAGAUCCUCAGUUCCUCGUCUGGCUGUUCCUUCAAGCCUGUUGCCGGCGCGAAGCGAUAGGCCCCAGUCUUCGGUGCCCAACUAUGUGCUCCCCCCGCGAAAAAUGGCAGAUAGCCUCAUGGAAGUGUACUGGGAAUGUGUCUUCCCGUUAUAUCCGUUUCUUGUCCCGGCGGAGAUGAAAACUGAAUAUACGAAAAUAUGGACUGGUGACAGCUUGGAGUAUGAUGAAAACAUGCUGAUGUGCACACUGAAUGUCAUAUUCGCCUUGGCAAGUCAAUUAGCCGAUUUUGUCCCCCCUCAAGAGCGAGAAGCAUCAGCAGAUGCUUUUUUUCCCGGGCGAAAGGCCUGUUUCAAUUCAACCUUUGGGAUACUGGAUCCGCAGGUUUGA